AUGAUUCCGACGCAUUUCUGUCUUUUUAUUGUAUUUAAUCUAUUAUAUUAUUCACACGCAUUACAAUCAGGUUAUACAUGUGAAACAUCUGUAACAUUAACAUGUCCUUCGUCAAGAAAAAUGGUCAUUCUUGAAGUAACUUAUUCAUCAAAAUGUCCAGAUGUAAAUGAACAAUCAAACGGUACUUCAAUUUAUCCACCAGCUCGUUGUAUUGGUUAUUAUCGUGAACAAGCAAGUACGCAAUGUAAUGGAAAAUCUAGAUGUACUAUAGAUAAUAAUGCGGAUCAACGUCCAGCUUUUUUUGUUGGAAAACAAGCAAAUUGUGCAUUUAAAGGUCAAAGUAUAAAUAUUGAAUAUUCAUGUAUUCCUGAUUUCUACUCAAGUAAAUUACCUCGUAUUGAUAUUUGUUCAUUACAAUCUCUUGACGAGAUCAAAGAAGGUUUUAUUCAUACGCCAAAUUAUCCAGAUACUUAUCCGAAUAAUUUAUCAUGUUUAAAGAAAGUACCCGAACCAGAAGCUGGUCAUCGAUUAAAAAUUUUUGCAGUUGAUUUUAAUGUUGAAAGUGUUAGUGUCAUUCGUUCUACAAAUACAGUAAAACUUAAUGAUUGGUUAGAAAUCAAUGAUAAUGGAGAGAAAUUCUAUGAUACACGUCCGCCAUAUACUCUUUUAUUUGAUGAUGUUAUUGAAGCUUCAUUAUUAUUUAAAUCUAAUAUGGCUAAUACAAAACAAUCAUAUAAUGGAUUUUUACUUUACUUCAUUGUUACAUCAGUUCGCCGUUCUCGACCAUCAACAACAAAAACGACAACUACAAUCAUAGAAACGUUUGCCAAUGAAGAUUCAACAAUUAUCAUUCAAGAAAAAAUCUCAGCACUUAAAAUAGAUAACCAACGAAGUAACAAUACUGGUUUACUUUUACUUGUUGUUCUUCUGUCUAGUAUUCUUGUCAUUAUUCUCUGUGCCUUCUUACUAUACAGACGUCGUAAUGAUCGUCGUAUUCGUUAUUUAACUGAAACAUUUAAUUCUUUCAUGUCAAAACGAACAAAACCUGUGAAAUUUGAUUCAUCAGAAAAUAGUGAUGAAACCGAUGUGAAUUUAAAAUUUGAUUUAUCAUCAGCAAGCAGUAAUGAGAAAUCGCCUUCAAAACAUACAAUUAAAAACGUACAAAAUUCUGAUCAUAUCUAUUCACAAGAUCCAUUGGAAAAUAAAAAUUCAUUACAAAAAAAUGAUGACAAAUCCGAUAUAUAUGAAUAUAUUGAUUAUGACACUGUUAAUCACCAAAUUAUUAAAUCAAAUCAAAAUAUUGUAUAA
Molecule: messenger RNA, 1308 nt
Organism: Adineta steineri
Lineage: Eukaryota; Metazoa; Rotifera; Eurotatoria; Adinetida; Adinetidae
Source: the annotation of a GenBank genome assembly